This is a messenger RNA of Aspergillus homomorphus CBS 101889, 1006 nucleotides long. RefSeq lists its product as uncharacterized. The record is from RefSeq and is a predicted model, not a curated record. Lineage: Eukaryota; Fungi; Ascomycota; Eurotiomycetes; Eurotiales; Aspergillaceae. Bases 377 to 640 code for a protein of 87 amino acids. The transcript has a single exon.
AGCGAAGUUCGCUUGAAGUCAAGUUAACUUGACCUACUGAAUUGAAGUGUAUUCACUACACUCAUUCUUCUGUGGGAUACUGUUGCUGUAGGGGAGACAUUGAAUUGUUUUCUCCCACAAAGGGUACGUGACUUUUCUCGUCGCUGGCUGUCCCCUCCCUGCGACCGGGUAUAAAUAUCCGUGUCUUUGCCACCUCGGUCGCAACUUGACUUCUUCAACCUCACACAGCGCUGCAUUGCCUUGCCUUGCCUGCCUGUCUUCCUGAACUGACUGAGAUCUUAUCUGGUGCAGACUCUGUCAUCCAUUAACUCUCAUCACUUCUUCACUUCUUCAGCGUCGGCUGGUCUACGGCUCGAGUAUUUCUUCACUCGUCGCGAUGGAUUCUCUCACAACUCAUCCUGCCACUGCGCAGCAGGCCCGGGCCUUCACUUCUCCUGCCUCUCUGUCCUUUCCUGGUGGUGCUGGUGAUCUCACGCCACCUUCCGAAAAAGAUGCACACAUGGCAAUGGCCCAGGGAGGUUUAAAUGGUCAGCAGCAGGGAGCAAAUGCCUCGAACGGCAACGGGGUGGCGCCCGCAACUCCUGCUGCUACUCCUGGUGCGAACACUCCGGGCAGCGGCAUUGUGCCUACCUUGCAGUGAGUAUAUUCUUGCUGUUCUCGUUCUCCUGGUUUAUCCAGAUUGCUGAACAAGAAUUUUUUUUCCGUGCAAAAGAAACAUCGUCGCUACGGUCAAUCUUGACUGUCGACUGGACCUGAAGACGAUUGCGCUUCACGCAAGAAAUGCGGAGUACAACCCUAAGGUAUUACUUCCCACACCUCCCUGAGCGUGAAAUGUCAGGGGAUUGUGUGGCUGAACUGGUCUUUCUUUCUUCAUAGCGUUUCGCGGCCGUGAUCAUGCGUAUCCGAGAGCCGAAGACGACUGCUUUGAUCUUCGCCUCUGGCAAGAUGGUGGUCACUGGUGCCAAAUCGGAAGAUGAUUCCAAGCUGGCGUCCAGGAAGUACGCGC